CUUCAGCCGACGCCGGUGCGCGCGUACGGCUUCAAGACCGGGGUAUGCGUUGAUGAUGUCGUGGGAUUGGUGCGGCAAAUCCUAUUUCUCGCAGACUCCUGGGGAUUUGAGGCGCACGUCUGCGUCCAGGACGUUUUGACCGCAUUCGACUCCAUGCCGCGCGAGAGCACCUUCGACGCCAUGCGGCGCAGGGGCGUUCGGCCAGGGCUAUUCUACAAGAACAAAGUUGCACUGCAAACGCCUGGCAACCUCCUCGAGCGCAUCCGGGCAUGGCGCACGCUCUGCGGGGCAUCGGUCACGCAUGGAGCUUGCAAUUGGCACCUCGACCAAAGAGUUUUGAAGCGGCUCCGAACUUGGGAGUUGCAAGUGCUACGUUCCAUGCUGAAGAUGCGCCGGCGGCCUCAUGAGAACCAGAAGGCGUACAAUCAACGCGCGGCGGCGCAAAUUUACGCUUGGUUUGGCAAAGUGAGCGCCUUGAUGAUCCACCACCGG
Messenger RNA from Prorocentrum cordatum, 492 nucleotides. NCBI's taxonomy places the organism in Eukaryota, Dinophyceae, Prorocentrales, Prorocentraceae. The record is from the annotation of a GenBank genome assembly.